Molecule: messenger RNA, 1293 nt
Organism: Phlebotomus argentipes
Lineage: Eukaryota; Metazoa; Arthropoda; Insecta; Diptera; Psychodidae
Product: GTP-binding protein 10 homolog
Exons: 3
Coding region: 103-1245 (380 amino acids)
Cellular component (GO): mitochondrion
Molecular function (GO): GTPase activity; GTP binding; magnesium ion binding
Source: RefSeq, a predicted model, not a curated record
AGCCGACUCCCAAAACACGUGUGGUGGCGAAAACUACCGCCUGUCAAAAAUUCGCCGCAAUGUUGUUGUUUUGCUUUUAAAGGUUAUAACGUGUGUUUUCCAAUGGUUUUCCUCACGAGAAAACUCCUCCAAUCGGGAGUAAAGUCUUUAAGAAAACACUUCCGUCCGCACUUUCUGGACACGCUCAGAUUGACUGUAAGUGGAGGGCAUGGAGGCAAUGGAUUACCCAAGAACGGCGGCGUCGGAGGUCAGGGAGGUUGUGUCUACUUCGUCGCCAAGGAGGAUGCCACUCUCAAGAUGAUCGCGAAGGAACACUCCACAAAGCGCGUGAAGGCGACUCACGGUGAAGACAGCUCGAAGGUGCGACUUCUGGGCAGACGCGGUGAAGAUCGGGAAGUCAAAGUACCCGUGGGCAUCACAGUUAUCGAUGAGACAGGACGUCCGAUUUAUGAGUUGAAUGAGGAGGGCAGAACAUUCAAAGCGGCCAGUGGAGGUCCGGGUGGAUGUCAAGGAAACUCUUUCAUCGGUCAACCUGGACAAUCCCGCACUUUGAUGCUUGAUCUAAAGCUGAUCGCCGAUGCAGGACUGGUGGGAUUCCCAAAUGCUGGGAAGAGUACGUUCUUGAAGGCAGUCUCCAAGGCAAGACCACGAAUUGCUUCGUAUCCAUUCACCACGAUUCAGCCACAGCUUGGAAUCGUUCAGUACACAGAUUUCAGGCAAAUCUCCGUGGCAGAUCUUCCAGGGUUGAUCGAGGGAGCUCACGCAAACAUCGGAAUGGGGCACAAAUUCCUGAAGCAUGUGGAAAGGACGCGAAUGCUGAUCCUCAUUGCGGACAUCUUUGGUUUCCAACUGAGUCCUCAACACAAGCGAAGAAACUGCCUGGAAAAUGUAUACGCUCUGAAUCGCGAACUCGAACUCUACGACGCCACAUUGCUGGAGAAGCCCGCGAUCCUCUUGAUUAACAAGCUUGACAUUGAGGGAGCGCAUGAGGAAUAUGAGAACAUAAAAUCCAUCCUCCAUCAAUUGGAUCACGGACUGGAGAACUGCCCAGAAGAGAUCAGGCCACAGAAGCUGAUGGAAUUCGAGCGAAUUAUACCGAUUUCUGCCAAAGAAAAUGUCGAUAUCGGCCGCGUGACGGCUUGCAUUCGGGAUGUGCUCGAUGAGGCAGCCGCUGAAGGACUUUCUGAUCCUGACACGGAGAUUUUGAGCAGAAGAAUGCGCGAAGUUGGCCCGAAAAUUGUCUGAAUCUGCCUCUGUACUACGCAUAAUACAUUUAUUAUGUGGAAUUCUGAA